This is a messenger RNA of Numida meleagris (helmeted guineafowl), 1581 nucleotides long. RefSeq names its product HLA class II histocompatibility antigen, DM beta chain-like. The record is from RefSeq and is a predicted model, not a curated record. Gene Ontology annotation, biological process: positive regulation of T cell activation; immunoglobulin production involved in immunoglobulin-mediated immune response; antigen processing and presentation of exogenous peptide antigen via MHC class II. Bases 6 to 1046 code for a protein of 346 amino acids. The transcript is spliced from 5 exons. Gene Ontology annotation, cellular component: membrane; MHC class II protein complex. Lineage: Eukaryota; Metazoa; Chordata; Aves; Galliformes; Numididae. Gene Ontology annotation, molecular function: MHC class II protein complex binding.
GUGGCAUGGAGGGGACAAAGGCUGCAAUGCUCCCGAUGGGGCCGACGGGUCUCAGGGUGCUGGGGGCAGUGGGGCUGGUGCUGAGCUGCAAGGCAGCAGGCGCCUUCGUGAUGCACGUGGCCAGCUCCUGCCCACUGGUGGCCAAUGGCUCGCUGGGGGGCUUCGACCUCACUGUGGCCUUCAACAAGAACCCGCUGCUGUGCUACGACCCCGACGGCCGCCGCUUCACUGCCUGCGACUGGGGGCUGCUGCACAAUAUUGCCACGUGGCUCGCUGCCAUCCUAAAUAACGAGAUCAUCUGGGUGCAGCGUGCGGAGGCACGGAGACGGGUGUGCAGCGAGCUGGCUGCACAGUUCUGGGCACACACGGCGCUGCGCAGGACACCGCCCCAGGUCCGCAUCGUCCCCAUCCCUGUCCCCAACGACCCCGACACUGUCCGCCUCACCUGCCACGUAUGGGGCUUCUACCCGCCCACGGUGACCAUCCAGUGGCUGCACAAUGGCCUCGUGGUGGCCUCAGGUGACACCAAGCUGCUGCCCAGCGGAGACUGGACCUACCAGACACAGGUGGCCCUGAGGGCCAGCACCGCGGCGGGGAACACCUACACGUGCUCGGUGGGGCACGCCAGCCUGGAGCAGCCGCUGCAGGAGCACUGGAGUCCCAGUUUGUCCCCGGGGAUGACGGUGAAGGUGGCAGUGGCGGCCAUGGCGCUGACACUGGGGUUGGUGGCACUCAGCGCUGGGAUUUUCAGCUUCUGUCAUCGGCCACGGGCACGGGGUGAGGGAUGGGGACGCUUUGGUGGGGAUGCGUGUGACACCGAGGAUCUGGUGUCCAGUGUGGGGUGUCCCUCCUCAUUCAUCAUCUUCUGUGUGGCAGGUCCUGGUGCUGGUCCCGGUCCCCAUCCUGAUGCGGGUUCUGAUUCCAGUCCUGGUCCCCAAACUGACCCUGGUCCAAGUUCUGGUCCCCAUCCCAGUCCUAGUCCCCAUCCCAGUCCUGGUCCCCAUUCUGGUCCUGGUCCUGGAUCUGCUUCUGGUUCCCAUCCCUGACCCUGGUCCUGUUCCCCAUCCCGAUGCCAGUCCCAGUCCUGGUUCCCAUCCUGGUCCUGCCCCUCGGUUUGGGGACCUCAAUGACUGGAACUCCCGUGUCCCAGCAUGGGGAUCCUCAAUUUGGGGUGAGGGACUCUCACCCCCUAAUAAAACCAUCUACAGCCCCAACCCCGCUCCGAUUCUUUGUUCCCACGUUGGGUGGGUGGAGCCCCCAGUGCUCCCAGUGGUCCCAGUCGUCUAUGUCCCGUCAGCGUCGACCCGGCUGCAUUCUGCUCCGGUAACAGAUGAUGCUCCCGCGGCGCCGCCUCUGAUUGGCUGCUCCGUGCCCCCCCCGCCCCACCUCCGUGAGGCGCGGGAGGUGGCGUGGAGGGAGCAGAGGGGCCGCCCCCCCCCGCCCCCCCCCUCCGCGAUGUUGGUGCUGUUGGGGCUGCUGCUGGGAGCGCGGGGGGCAGGCGCCUUCAUGGUGCACGUGGCCAGCUCCUGCCCACUGGCAGCCAACGGCUCGCUGCUGGGCUUCGACCUCACCGUGACCUUC